GAGAGAGGUUGGAGAGGGAGAGGGAAAGAGGGAGACGGGAGACAAAGGAAGUGAGUACAAGAGAGGAGCCGGCUCAGCAUCCGAACUGAGUCCGCUGUCAGAGAGGAGGCCAGCUUCUAUCAGUAUGGUGGAUGUGCAGUGUCUCAGUGACUGUGAACUGCACAUGCAACUGGAGAAGCUUGGAUUUUCAGCGGGCCCAAUACUGCCUUCCACCAGAAAAACGUACGAGAAAAAGUUAGUGCAAUUGUUGGUCUCGCCUCCCUGUGAACAACCUGUCAUGAAGAGACCCAAAAACCUACACGGAUCUGACCACAGCGAUGACAGUGAAGAUCCAGCGGUAAAUAUCAUUUUGAAAGGAAAUUUCAAUUUCUCGAAAGACAAAGGCAAGGAAUGCAAAAAUAGACGAGAUGCUUCUAGUAAUAGAAGAAUCCUAGACAUCUACUACCUGAGCCAGAAGCCCACAAAGGUGGUCAGGCAUGUCGCGAGACCAAACCCAAGGGUGGAGGAUGGCUGUGUCACCGAAGAGGACUGCUGCCAGGGGAACCCGAGCCUGGAGAGCAGCUUUCCAUGCCAGAACCCUGAGAACAGCUUCCCAUGGAGCUUGAAGCUGGCCAUCUUUGGCAUUUUCAUCAUUGUGUUGUUUGUCUACAUAACUGUGGAAAAGAAGCCGCUCUUGCGUUAAAACCCUUUAGGAGCAAAGCAGAAGGGCCUUAGCUACAGCCAAGCAGCCCCUCCCACUGCCCCAAAUGUCCCCGCUCCCGCCUCGCACGCCCCCGCCCUAUACUGGCUCUCCUGGGCUGUGUCUGGGUUCAUCUAGGUGGAGGAGCAAGGGCAGAACCAGGCAGCAUGCUAGGUUCGCGACCGCCUGUAAGUUAAGUAAGCCAUCA
Messenger RNA from Microtus oregoni (creeping vole), 887 nucleotides. RefSeq names its product LEM domain containing 1 (gene Lemd1). The transcript is spliced from 6 exons. Bases 125 to 682 code for a protein of 185 amino acids. The record is from RefSeq and is a predicted model, not a curated record. Lineage: Eukaryota; Metazoa; Chordata; Mammalia; Rodentia; Cricetidae.